AUGCCUGUCCCGCCGCCACCGCCACCUCCUCCUCCACCACCUCCACCACCACCUUCUGGAGGGCCCCCUCCACCACCACCUUCAGGAGGGCCCCCUCCACCACCACCACCACCACUGGCAAGCUCAGAGCUACCAAAACUGCGAAAGGACGAGCAGAAAGCACGAAACGCGCUCCUGGCUGAUAUCCAGCAGGGAACUCGCCUGAGGAAAGUGACCCAAAUCAACGACCGCAGUGCGCCACAGAUUGAAAAACCCAAAGGAGCUAACAGAGAUGGAGGUAACCCAGCUGUUAAUAAAGGUGGCUCUCAGCAGCCCCUGGGAGGUUUAUUUGCUGGUGGCUUUCCUGUUCUCAGACCAGCAGGCCAGAGGGACAUGACAGGUAAGGCAGGGAAGCUCUCCGGAGGCCGAGCAGCAUCCCCUAGACCCUCCGCACCGCCGAGCAGCGGCGCUGCCAAGGCGAACAGCACCCCCUCGCAGCCGGCCGAGGUUCCAAGGGCAGCUGUCCCACCGGAGCCUCCCGGCACCUCCCGAGCCGCAGCGGGAGCGGGUCCCGGGCGGCCCAGCCUGCCCGCGCCCCCUCCGCCGCCCCCCGCUUCCAGCAAGCCUUCCCUCACCUUCCCUCCUCCUCCCCCUGUGCCCCCUCCGGCCGAUCGCCCUGCCAAGGGGGUGACCCCCGGCGCUGCUCCCCCGGCCCCGCUCCCUCCCCCUCAGGCUGACAAACCCACCAAGCCCCAAGCAGGCGCUCCGCCCCCGCCGCCCCCUCCUCCUCCUCCUCCUCCUCCUCCUCCCCCGCUGCCCCCCGUGCCCCCCUGCGCGCUGCCGGGCAGGGCCGCCGAGGCCUCUGCGGCCGCCGCCGCUCCGGCCGAGGGAAGGGACUGUCCCCCUCCCGCGCCGCCGCCUCCUCCGCCGCCACACGGCCACCCCCCGCCCGCAAACAGGCUCUCCUUUUCCCCGUCCCCGGCCUUCAGCGGUGCCGACGUGCCCCCUCCGCUGCCCCCCAAGUCUCCCCACGUGCUGUCACAGUUCCAUAAGCCGAGCAACAUCCAGUCGCUGCCGCUGCCACCCACCCCCGGCCCCCCUCAGCCCGCAGCCGUGGGAGAGACCAGGAAGAAGAGACCCGGCCGAGGCGCAGGAACCGGUGCUGGGAAGCUGGUCACACCUCCACAGCCACCUGCAAGAUCCCCAACAACUGAACUUACAAGCAAGUCUGGAGUCUCAGCCUGGGCUACAACUCAUGACCCCUACACACCACUUAAAAAUGGAAAUAUGCACAUCAUUGAUGACUUUGAAUCAAAAUUUACUUUCCAUUCUGUGGAAGAUUUCCCUCCACCUGAUGAAUUCAAACCAUUUCAGAAAACAUAUCCCAGCAAGAUACCCAGAGAUCCCUCUAAAAAUCCUCCAUUAAGAACACACGUGAGAUGAGAAGAGUCUUCUGAUGUUCUCUGGACUAGUAUUAAAAAAGAAGAUCAAGAUAAUAUAUAAGACAGAAGGGGUCCCUGUUGCAGUGACAGAUUGUACUUGAGUCACAAGUACUGCAAUAUUAACAUUUCUAUAAACUGUAAAACAAUAUAAAUUAUACCUUUUGAACUGACCUACAUACUACAGGAAUGUUAGUAGUACAGGCUUUUAAAUUACUGUAUAUAGGUGAAUAUUUUUUAAGCAAAGCAGCAUAAAAUUUAAAUUCUUUGUAGUGUUGAAACAAUUCUCAUUCUUAUUGUGCUGACAAUGUUACCUCAGAAUGUUUUGUGCUACGUGCCUGUAGUUCUUUUUUCCCCUUCCAUCAUAAUUUUUGGAAAUUCUCCAGUUAUUAUUUAGACAUUUUUUUCAAUGAA
Agelaius phoeniceus (red-winged blackbird) is the source of this 1832-nucleotide messenger RNA. NCBI's taxonomy places the organism in Eukaryota, Metazoa, Chordata, Aves, Passeriformes, Icteridae. The record is from RefSeq and is a predicted model, not a curated record.